Lodderomyces theae is the source of this 453-nucleotide messenger RNA. RefSeq lists its product as uncharacterized. The transcript has a single exon. Lineage: Eukaryota; Fungi; Ascomycota; Pichiomycetes; Serinales; Debaryomycetaceae. The record is from RefSeq and is a predicted model, not a curated record. The coding region runs from base 1 to 453 and encodes 150 amino acids.
AUGUUUAAAAGAUUCAUAUCAACAAAGCCACCUCCAUUUCAUAAACAAGGUGGCUCCACUGUUAGAAUCCAAUCCCCGGAGCAUAAACUCAAAUCCACAAGGGCCAAAGAGUCACCUUUUGUUCAAGAGCUUGUGCUCACCGGACGACCAAACUGGGAAAAAGCUCCUCCACAAUUGAAACAACGGUACAAGGGUAUAUUCCUUGUUCUUUUGUCAGUGCCAAUUAUAUUCAUCACCAGUUUUGAAAUGUACCAACGACUAGAAGGGCAAUCAACAAAGAAGAUCCAACAAGGAGAGAAGUUGCCAACUGGUGAGAAUAGAGACUUUGAUGAGAUGGAAAAGUACAAGGUGGAAAAAGAGUCAGUUAUGUACAAGCUAUUUGGAAAAGACUUCUUUUUGGACGGAUUUACGAGCAAAACAAUGAAGGUUGAUAAAAACGAGAAAGGAAAAUGA